AUGGCAUUGAUGCGCCAGACCUGGACCCUGACCAAGAAGAACCUUCUCAUCGUCCUGGUGCGCCAUGGCUUCUUUACCACCAUACGCGCCUUCCUGGCGCCAAUAAUAUUUAUGUUCAUUCUGGCCUACGUCCGAAACUUUUUCGUACCCCCGAGUACCUUUGGUAUAGGCUCGCCCACACCCAUACGAAGCCUCGAAAAUGCCCUCGCCGCCUCGACCGGAAACCACAACAAGGUUGUUUUUGUGACCAAUGGGCACACAGGCGGGGAUAUAGAGUCUGUGAUUAAUGCAGUGUCUGCGCGGGUGGAGAGUGCUGGAAAGACUGUCCAGGUGGUCCAAGAUGACAUCGACCUCCUCACGACCUGCGCCAGCACCCUUCGUGGCUCAUCUACUUGCUUCGGCGCCGCCUCCUUCCACUCCUCCCCCACCGAGGGCUCUUCUGGGACCUGGAACUACACACUCAGAUCAGAUGGAGUUUUUGGAGAGAGGAUCUUUGUCGACAGGACUACCAACGACGUGGAGAUAUAUGCGCUUCCCUUCCAGCGGGCUAUCGACUCGGCCAUUGGCUCGUUGAAUGGCACAUCCGCGAGCCUGGGAUCGGACUCCAUCGACGAGUACCCAUAUACCGACACGACCGCCGAGGAGAGAGAUGCCCUCAUCCGCAGGCUCUACAUGGGUGCUCUCAUCAGUAUUUUGGCCGUGGCUCUUUUUCUGGCAAUGUCCAAUGUCACCUACCAACUUACUGGACUCAUGGCCUCCGAGCGUGAACUAGGCAUUUCGCAGUUGAUCGAAGCCAUGACUCCGGCAAAGAGGCCUUGGCACAUCCAAGCGGCCCGGUUGCUAUCGAACCACCUGGCCUUCGACAUCAUCCAUCUCCCAGGAUGGAUUAUCAUGGGAGCAAUCCUUCGAGGUCUGGCGUUUAUCCAUACCAGCUGGGGUAUAAUGAUCAUCUACCACGUUCUCUCCGGGCUGGCGCUUUCAAGCUAUUCCAUCCUGGGCGCCAGCUUCUUCAGCAAGGCCCAGCUCUCGGGAAUCACGGUGACCAUUACAGCUGUCAUUCUCGCAGUCAUCGCGCAGGUUGCAGGGCCAUUCGAUACCGGCGCUACGGCUGUGCUCAGUCUGCUCUUCCCGUCCAUGAAUUACGUGUUCUUCGUAAUUCACAUGGCGCGGUUCGAGCAAAAGGCUCUUGCGGCAAGUCUCGUGGGUAGUGCGCCCACUGGUCCAUCUUCGUUGCCUGGCAUUGCCUUCUGGAUAUUUCUAAUUAUCCAAAUCUUCGUGUUCCCUUUUCUAGGGGCACUCGUCGAGAGGUGGCUGUAUGGCACCAUAUCGCGAGAAAGAAAAACCACUACGUCCUCGCCAGAUCAUGCUAUCGUCCUGUCGAACUUUUCCAAGCAUUGGACUCCGAGCUGGCUCCGUAAAAAUGUCCUCAGCAAAUUUGGGCUUGCGGUACCCGAGACAGUGUAUGCCGUUAAUGACUUCAGUAUCAAGGCUCGUCGGGGACAGAUUUUGGUUCUCCUUGGAGCCAAUGGAAGUGGAAAAAGUACCACCCUGGAUGCCAUCUCUGGGCUCAACACCAUUACCAGUGGCUCAAUCGAGAUCGAUGGCACUGGUGGUCUGGGCUUGUGCCCGCAGAAGAACGUGCUCUGGGAUGAGCUCACUGUGUUUGAACACGUCAAGAUAUUCAACCAACUAAAGAGUUCAGCCGGCACGAGAGACGACAAGAACCAGACAGAGAACCUCAUUCGAUCUUGUGAUCUCGGCCACAAGAUCAAGGCCCAGUCCGGUACUUUGUCGGGCGGCCAAAAGAGGAAGCUUCAGCUCGCCAUGAUGUUCACUGGUGGGUCGAAAGUCUGCUGUGUCGACGAAAUGUCUUCUGGACUCGAUCCUCUUUCCCGACGAAAGAUCUGGGAUAUUCUCCUCGCGGAGCGCGGCCAGCGAACAUUCUUGUUGACAACUCACUUCCUGGAUGAAGCCGACGUUCUCUCAGACUUUGUUGCCGUCUUGUCUCGGGGCAAUCUGAGAGCCAAAGGAACGGCUGUGCAGCUCAAGCACGAGGUCGGUGUCGGCUAUCGUGUAUCUGUUCCAAAGCAUGAGAACUUCGUCGCUGCGGAGAAGGUUCAGCGCCACGAAACUCUCGACAGGCAUGUUUUCUGGCUCCCAGAUUCUUCCGCUGCGUCAAAAUUCAUCAGCGAAUUGCGCUCGGGCGGUGUGAAGGAUUACGACAUAAUAGGACCGACACUAGAAGAUGUCUUUCUGAAGCUGGCGGAGGAAAUGGGUGACCACCAGCUUGGAAGCGAUGCACCGCUUGCACUGAGGCCAGCCAGCGCACCAGAUAACCUAGAAAAGCCCCCAAACUCCGACGCCUCAUCGGGAGAGGAGCCUGGGAUCCGAAUGUCCGCAGGACGGGGGACAGGUAUAGCGAAGCAGACCAUGAUCCUAGUCCGCAAGCGAUUCACCAUCCUCAAGCGGAACUACUUCCCCUACCUGGCCGCGGUUCUCCUUCCAGUGAUCACAGCCGGACUGGUGACAUUGUUUUUGGAUGGCUUCUCAGCCAUCGGGUGCGAUCCGGGAGCUCAGUCCAACGCGCCCAGUGUGUCUGACCUCGGCUCCCUCGACAUCACUCCUCUCAUACCGAUCGGACCUUCUAGCCUCAUAACGAUGGACACCUUGACGAACCGGACGGGGCUCAACGCUAGUUCCUUCCACCUAGUUGACACCCUCGACGAAUUUAACGACUACAUUUCGAACAACUUUCACAAUGUGACCCCGGGAGGUUUCUACCUUCAGCCCACCCAGGACCCGUUGGCAGUCAUGGCCUACAUUGGCAACGGAGCAGUGAUAUACGGCAUGCUCACACUCAAUGCGAUUAGCAAUGUCAUUGAGCAGACUUCCAUUACGACAGCGUACCAGCCUUUUGCGGUACCCUUCACUCCAGGGGCCGGCAAGACGCUGCAGCUCAUCCUGUACUUUGGCCUCGCCAUGUCAGUGUACCCGGCCUUCUUUGCACUGUAUCCGUGUGUGGAGCGGCUCAGGAAGGUCAGAGCAUUGCAUUACAGCAAUGGCAUCAGGGCAGCGCCUCUCUGGCUGGCAUAUUUGAUCUUCGACUUUCUCUUCGUGUUGAUUGUCAGUGCCGUGGUAACCGGCAUCUUUGUCGGGGCAUCUGGUAUCUGGUAUGCACCAGGCUAUCUUUUUGUGGUGUUCUUCCUCUACGGCCUGACCUCGAUACUCCUCUGCUACGUUGUCUCGCUGGUCACCAAUUCCCAAUUGGCAUGUUUUGCCACUGCAGCUGGGGGUCAAGCCGUCUUCUUCCUGCUGUACUUCAUUAUGUACAUGAGCAUCCUCACAUAUUCGCCUGCCUUCCGCGUCAACUCGGAUCUGACCAUUGCCCACUUUGCGUACGCGACUAUCUCACCCGCAGGCAAUUUGCUCCGGUCAAUGCUCCUGACGCUUAACGAAUUCUCGCUUCUCUGCCGCGACACAUCGAUUGCUUCAUAUCCCGGAGCACUCACCGUCUACGGUGGGCCGAUACUAUACCUGAUCAUCCAAGCACUCUUCCUCUUCACUGUGCUCGUCUGGUGGGACAGCGGGUACAAACCAACGUUCCUGACCAACCUCAGCCGCCGCCUGCGUCACCGCAAGUCCACGUUGAAGGACACCGACACUGAGGACGACGCUGCCCUCUCAACAUCCGCGUCCUCGACCAUGACCGACCCCGCCGUCGCGACCGAGAUCAAGCGCAUCGACGCGCAGUCCCCGCCCGACACCGACAGCCUGCGCGUGCAACACCUGCACAAGCUCUUCGGACGCACUAACCAUGCGGUCCAAGACGUCACGUUCGGCGUGCCGCGCGGGCAAGUCUUUGCGCUGCUGGGCCCCAACGGAGCGGGUAAGUCGACGACCAUCUCGCUGGUGCGCGGCGACGUCCGACCGUCCCGCGGCAUAGACGGCAGCCCCUUCGGCGACGUGUUCAUCGAGAACCUCUCCAUCUCCGCCCACCGCGCCUCCGCCAGGCAGAACCUCGGAGUCUGCCCGCAGUUCGACGCCAUGGAUAGCAUGACGGUGCGGGAGCACCUGCGCUUCUACGCCAGUGCACGGGGGGUGUCUGACGUCGACGCCAAUGUUGAGGCGGUUCUGACGGCCACGAACCUUGUGAGAUUCGCGGACAGGCUCGCGCAGAAGCUGAGUGGUGGUAACAAGCGCAAGCUGAGCCUUGGUAUCGCGCUUAUGGGCAAUCCCGCGGUGCUUCUUCUUGACGAGCCCAGUUCUGGCAUGGACGCGGCUGCGAAGAGAAUCAUGUGGCGCACCUUGCUCGGCGUCGCCGCACCGGGACGAGCACUUCUGAUAACGACUCACUCGAUGGAGGAGGCAGACCGGCUCGCUACAAGGGUGGGCAUAAUGAAAAGGAGGAUGCUGGCCCUAGGGACUGGCAAGGAGCUGGGUGAGAGGUGGGGCGAGGGAUGCGUGGUACAAAUUGUGCUGAAGUCUGCGCCCGAGACCACCGAGGUUGAAAUGGACAAUGUGAAGAGCUGGAUCAGCGAGAGGGUCAAGGGUGUCGAAUUUGAGGAAUGGGGUGCGAAAGGCGGUGCGCAUGGGCUGUUGAGGUUCAGGGUGAAGAAGGCAGGGUUGGUGGAGGAAGGAAAAGAGGCCGACAAGGCUGGUGGAAGCGUCAUCCAGGACGAAGCCGAAGUGAAGGGGGAGAGCAAACAUACCGGUGACUCAGACGGCGCACAGGGUCUGGAUACCCCCGGGCUGAUCGAGCUGUUCGAGGCCCAUAAGGACGAGUUGGGAGUGGAGUACUACAGCGUCAGCCCGACGACGCUUGACGAGGUCUUUUUGCGGGUCGUCGGAAGGGAAGAGGAGGACGGUCAAGGUGUGGCUGCAAAGCACCAGCUGUGGAAGCGAUACCUGCCGGGGAGGAAACGUGUACAUAUAUGA
Diaporthe citri is the source of this 4935-nucleotide messenger RNA. RefSeq lists its product as uncharacterized. The record is from RefSeq and is a predicted model, not a curated record. Gene Ontology annotation, cellular component: membrane; intracellular membrane-bounded organelle. Gene Ontology annotation, molecular function: ATP binding; lipid carrier activity; ABC-type transporter activity. Gene Ontology annotation, biological process: lipid transport; transmembrane transport. The transcript has 3 exons. Lineage: Eukaryota; Fungi; Ascomycota; Sordariomycetes; Diaporthales; Diaporthaceae. The coding region runs from base 1 to 4935 and encodes 1644 amino acids.